AUGAAGUCUGUUAUGCGAAUGACAAUAUGGUGUGCCGUGCUUACGGCAAGUCAUCCCACGCUCGCGGCGGAAGCCCUCAGUCCCGAGCAACAGGAACAGCAGGCCGCUAUGAAAGCCGCCGAGGCUUUGCUCAAAAGCAUGCCAACGUGUGGACGUGAAUGCCUGUUACAAUCGAUUGCUGCGUCGCCAUGCCGGGUCGACGAUCUUGCAUGCAGCUGCUCGAACAACACAAUCACCGCGGAAGUGGAAGCAUGCGUUGCGGCGAGUUGCACGAUAAGAGAGUCGCUCACGACGAAGAACACAACAGAAACACUAUGUCAGCGACCAAUCCGUGACCGUACCCAAACGGUUUCCUACACCGGGGCCAUUGGCGGUGUUCUUGCCGUACUUGCCUACAUCUUGCGAAUGAUCUCAAGAACACCAUGGUUUGGUGGCUCGCCUGGAUUGGACGACGUUGUGAUGACCGUUGCUGUUCUCGAGGUCAUUCCGUUGUCCGUUUUGUCUGUUGUUUUGGCCGAUCUGGGACUCGGAAAAGACAUAUGGACGCUGCCUUUCGAGAACAUCACCCACAUUCUGAAGAUCUACUACUUCGAUGAAGAUCUCUACCUCACGUCGCUUCCUCUCGUCAAGGUCUCCAUGCUGCUCUUCUACCUCCGCGUCUUCCCGCAAUCUUGGUUUCGCAUUUCGGCGUACAUCACAAUGGCCUGUUGCGUUGGCUAUGCGAUCGCUUUCCUCCUGGUGUCGGUCUUUCAGUGCAGACCUAUACACCUUGCUUGGGAGCAUUGGGACAGGGAACAUCCUGGAAGCUGCAAUAACAUCAAUGCUCAAGUGUGGGCCUCUGCUGGCUUGAAUAUUGUUCUCGACAUCGUGGUACUUUCUCUGCCUAUUCCGCUAGUAAGACAACUGGCGUUGAACCGGCGGAAGAAGAUGCUUCUGUUCAGCAUGUUCGGGAUUGGCUUCAUUGUCACGGCCAUCAGCAUCAUCCGUAUGCAAGUCCUUGUUCAAUUCGGCGCAACCUCGAACUUCACAUGGACCUACACCUCAGUCGGAUAUUGGUCAACAAUCGAGACGGAUUUGGCUAUCAUCUGCGCCUGCAUGCCUGCUCUACGAGCACUUCUCCGACAUAUCUUUCCAAAGGCAAUGGGCGACAGCACGCGCGGGCUCUCGCCCGGGCCGCCCACUCCAGGACAGAGUGGCUUGUCUUAUUCUCGACAGUCGCGCGGGUCGAAGGGAUCACGGGAUGUUUUCAAGGAUGAUAAGAACUUCUAUCCGCUUGUGGAGGUGAAUACUGAGGUCGAUAUGCAGUGGGAUAGGCAGCGGCCGGUUGAUAAUUGGCCAUUGUAG
Messenger RNA from Saxophila tyrrhenica, 1344 nucleotides. RefSeq lists its product as uncharacterized. Lineage: Eukaryota; Fungi; Ascomycota; Dothideomycetes; Mycosphaerellales; Extremaceae. The transcript has 5 exons. The coding region runs from base 1 to 1344 and encodes 447 amino acids. The record is from RefSeq and is a predicted model, not a curated record.